AGAAAUGGCUGUUUAGUAUGGCAACACUUUUAUUAGUUGAAAAGAGUAUUCGAUGUCUGAACAACAUGAACCAACUUCAUCGAAGAAUAGGGCUCUACUUCCUUUGGUGAAAUCCAUAGUUGAAGCAUGCAUCACCAGUAGCGCUGACGAACAAAGACAGCUGGCGGAAUGUCUUGCCCGAGAAUGGAACGAAACAGCUGACGUAGGUGCCAUCGUCAAGUAUUACACAACAAAGAAACGCGCUCAAGAUGGGGAUCAGCUGAGAAGCUUUCUUAGAGCACUUGAGACUUGUACAGAUGAUUUUUGCCUCAUGAUGUUGUGCAGACUCGCACAAGAUUUGAUCUCCGCCGGUUCAUCCAAGGCUCGAAGCAAAAGACUACGCAAACUGAUCAAGGCAGAUGCAAUUUCUGCACUUCUACGGACAUUGCGGUAUCGUCUGAAAGAUUUAUCCACUCGAAAACCUGAGGAGAAAGCGGACGAUGAGGAAUGGGCAUUGAGUCGUGAAUGUGAUGAUACCGUAGCAGCGCUUGUGCUUGCCAUUGGAGCAAAAGAUUGCCGCUUGUCCCUGAAAAUCCGAGUCGGCGGAGUGCUUCAGAUGUUAUGUGCACUGAUGGCGAGUGAAAUCGAAGAUCCACUCAGUUUGACGAUGGCGAAGCUUCUGUGUCGAUCACUGCGAUCGCCGCGGAAUGCUCAGUUGGCUGGACGUCAUCGCGGAUUUGCAACAAAGCUUCUGCUUCGCAUAUCAUCAUUGAAGGGACAAGAUGCUGCGCAAUGUUUACUCCUUGCUCGUUAUCUCGAGAUCCUCUAUUUCAUCUCAAAGAACAGAAAAACUCGAGCUGUGCUCAUUGGCGAGAACGUCAUUGACUGUGUUGUCCCACUUGUUGAACGACAUUUUUGCUAUAGAGGGGUUUGCGUGCAGCAACCAUCAUCCUCAUCGGCUACAGAAGUUCAUUUGGAGAUUUGUCUGAUAUCGCUUGCGUUGCUCAGGCUCUACUCGAAUAAUAAGCGCGCCAAGGAGCAACUGGUAUCGUGUAAUGUGCUAAAACAAUGCGAACAUAUGAUGAGCGAACUUGACAAAGAGGAUUCGUCGUUGUCGCCAAAUGUCACACAUCUGCAGGACUCGUUAUGUGCUUUAUGCCUCCGCUGCCUACCUACGCUUUCGUUCCCACUUGCCGGAAGAUCGUUCCCGUUCCGAUUCCAACAGAAGAGGCCAGCUUCGAAGUCACCCCAAAAACGCUGUUCGGACUCUCUAGCCGAUGUAGCAGACCGAUCUGCAGAUAUGUAUGAACCCGAGAGCAGCGAUGAUGAUGGUGCAUUGGAAGAAGAUGAAGUUUUUGCACAAUUUGGUGAAGAUGAUGGUGUUUUCACUUGUGAAGUGGAUGAGGAUGGAUUGGAAGUCAAGAAGGAAGUCACUCAUAGCCGGCUGAAACAGUCUGAACUCGAGUCGUACUCCGCCUGCUUUGCUGAGUAUAAAAAUGGUGCCGACGCAAAACGUCCAACUUCCUCAGUUCCAUAUCCUGAGCUUUUUCUACAGUACGCCAAGGCUACACGCUCAGUGAUCCCGUUCACAAAGAUUGCUUUUCCUGAAAUGUGCGAUCCUGAUGUGGACAUACCACGGCAGCCACUCUGUGAUAAUGGGACCAGCAUGAGGGAAGUUGUUGUCCACGAGAUAGCAAGAGCUAGAGCAAGCACAGAAUUCCGACCUCGAGUGGUUUACGAUUUGGAUAGCUUUGCCAAUGAAGAAAAAGCAAGUCGCCCAUCAUCUAUCACAUUGGCUAACAACGAUCCAGCACGGGCAGGCCAUGUUGAUAAGAAGGUGGAUCAUCUUGUUUUUGAGAGCCGUUUUGAAUGUGGAAACUUGCGAAGAGCUACUCAGGUGGGACCAACUCACUAUGAACUGAUUCUAUCACCAGACAUCAAUCAAAAGAAGGAACACUAUCAGUGGUUUUAUUUUGAGGUCUCAAAUAUUGUAAAUAAUCUUCCCUACACUUUUGAGAUUAUCAACUGUCUGAAAACUACAUCGAUGUACAGCAAAGGAAUGCAACCCGUUAUGUAUUCCGUAUGUGAUGCGCUAGCUGGACAUCGUGGUUGGAUUCGUGCUGGUGAGACAGUAUGCUACUACCGUAAUCUGUACAGUUCUGGUGAAGAUAGUGACGCCGAUGAAAGCAAGUCCAGGAAACGUGGUUUUUACUCGAUUCGUUUCAAUAUAACCUUCCGGAAUAAGGGUGAUAUAUGUUAUUUUGCUUACCAUUUUCCAUAUACUUACUCCUUUCUUAAGGCAACUAUCUCCAGAUGUCUUUCUCAUUUACCCUCUAAUGUAUACUACUCGAAUGAUGUCAUAGGAGAAUCUCUUGGAGGCAACUCGUUAAAUUUACUUACCAUAACCGCUGAAGGUACACGAGAGCAGAUUAACAGCAGGGAUAUAGUAUUUCUGAGCUCUCGGGUUCAUCCUGGAGAAAGUAACUCAAGUUGGAUGAUGCAUGGUGUUUUAAAAUGCUUAUUAACCUCUAAUGAUUCUCGAGUGGUAGAGCUGCGGUCCAAAUUUGUUUUCAAAAUCGUACCCAUUCUUAAUCCCGAUGGAGUAAUCAACGGUAGCCACAGGUGUUCUUUGUCUGGCCUCGAUUUGAACAGGGUUUGGGAUAAACCAAGUCGUCAUUCGCAUCCCGAAAUUUAUCAUACAAAAGCAGUCAUCCAGUAUAUGUGCGAUGUUCUGAAACGCCCACCUUUUGUGUUCGUUGAUUUACAUGGUCAUUCCCGAAGAGCCAAUGUUUUUAUGUUUGGUAAUAAUCCUGAAGAAUCAUGGCGUGAUGAAGACAAGUCGAUGCAGCAUGAAUAUGAAUUUAUGAUUUUGCCAGAGGUUUUGGAACAGAACUCCCCUGCCUUCUCCUUCAAUCUUUGCCAGUUCUCUAUCACUCGGGGAAAGGAAUCAUCGGCCAGAGUCACAGUUUGGAGGCAAUUUGGCGUUGCUAAGGCGUACACAAUGGAAUCGACGUAUUCAGGGUUUGAAACCGGUGCAUAUAAAGGAUUCCAGAUUGGCACAAAGGAUCUCAAAGAAAUAGGCCACGAUCUAUUGUUAGGUAUCUUGGAUGCAUGGAAACUAUCACAUCAACCAAAUAAAACAAAUAAAAUCACUAACAAGAAAAAAGGGAAGUACUAAAGUUGUCAAAUGUUGAAGUGCAGAUGGUUUUGAUGUGUUUGUAAUCUAUCAUCUUCAAAUCUCAUUUUUAUAGGGCUGACUCUAAGGUGCCUCAAAAUCAAAUUUAUACAAUUUCGUGUGUGCCAGUUUUCAUUCUUAACCAUUUCAUAACAAAAAUGUGCAGUCAAACUUUUUAUUUGUAUUUCUGAAGUGAUAACCAAGUAUUAAUUCUUUGUUACUUUUACUAACUCUCACUCUUUCAAAGCCAAAUCUUCUACAAAGGAUCUCCAUACUUUGCCCCUG
Cylicocyclus nassatus is the source of this 3439-nucleotide messenger RNA. The record is from the annotation of a GenBank genome assembly. Lineage: Eukaryota; Metazoa; Nematoda; Chromadorea; Rhabditida; Strongylidae.